CCCAUCUUCCUUUCAAAUCCCCCAUUGUAGACCAGACCUAGUGUUCAAUAAUAAAUAAUACUAGUCAAUUCAUCAUAUAUAUAAUAACCAUAUAUAUAUAUAUAUAUAUGUCUCUAUUUGUAAUUAUAUAGUACAAUCUUCUCAAUAUAUAAAGUAUAAACAUACAUACAAGCCCGUCCUAUUCGUUUGAUUGUAUCGUUCCUGUUUUUCUCAUAAACCAUUCUCUUUUCUCCUCUCUUCAGAACCCUAGAAGCAAAACCCUAUCGGUGACUCUGUACCGUACUUACUUCGUGAUCUUCAAGUUUAGGGAGUUUGAUAAUUAUGGCCAGGAAGAUGCUAAUUGACGGGGAACUAAGCAAAUCCGGCGAAGAAGAGGCGCACUUUGAUUUCGAUUUGUUUGUGAUUGGUGCCGGAAGCGGCGGUGUCCGUGCGGCCAGAUUUUCUGCUCAGUCUGGAGCUAAGGUUGGGAUCUGUGAACUUCCAUUUCAUCCAAUCAGUUCAGAAGUCAUUGGAGGAAUUGGCGGAACGUGUGUCAUUCGCGGUUGUGUUCCCAAAAAGAUUUUGGUCUACGGUGCAUCUUUUAAGGCUGAGCUUGAGGAUGCCAGGAAUUUUGGGUGGGAAUUGAAUGAGAGAAUUGAUUUCAAUUGGAAAAAACUUCUGCAUAAAAAGACAGAAGAAAUAGUGAGGUUAAAUGGAAUAUACAAGCGAUUACUUUCCAAUGCUGGGGUUAAAAUGUAUGAAGGAGAGGGAAAGACAGUUGGUCCUAAUGAAGUUGAGGUGACACAACUUGAUGGCACUAAAAUAUGCUAUUCAGCAAAGCACAUAUUGAUUGCAACUGGCAGUAGGGCUCAACGUCCAGCUAUUCCAGGACAGGAGUUGGCUAUAACCUCUGAUGAGGCUUUGAGCUUGGAAGAGUUACCCAGGCGUGUUGUGAUACUUGGGGGAGGGUACAUUGCUGUAGAGUUUGCUUCAAUAUGGUGUGGGAUGGGUGCUACAGUGGAUCUAUUUUUCAGAAAGGAACUUCCAUUAAGGGGUUUUGAUGAUGAAAUGAGAGCAGUAGUUGCAAGAAAUCUUGAAGCAAGGGGAAUUAAUCUGCAUCCAAGGACAACCUUGACAGAGUUGGUUAAAACAGAAAAUGGAAUAAAAGUUGUCACAGACCAUGGUGAAGAACUGAUGGCUGAUGCUGUUCUCUUUGCGACUGGCCGGAUUCCAAACACAAAGAGGUUGAACUUGAAAGCUGUUGGUGUUGAACUGGACAAUGUGGGAGCUGUGAAGGUAGAUGAUUACUCGAGGACCAAUGUACCUAGCAUAUGGGCCAUUGGAGACGUUACAAAUCGAAUGAAUCUUACUCCUGUGGCCUUGAUGGAGGGAACAUGUUUCGCAAAAACUGUUUUUGGUGGGCAGCCUUGCAAAGCUGACUACAGCAAUAUACCUUGCGCUGUGUUCUGCAUACCGCCUCUUUCAGUAGUUGGACUCAGUGAAGAACAAGCUAUAGAGCAAGCAAAGGGUGAUAUUUCAAUUUUCACAUCGACUUUUAAUCCAAUGAAGAACUCCAUUUCUGGACGUCAAGAGAAAACCAUUAUGAAGCUUGUUGUCGAUGCUGAGACGGAUAAAGUUAUUGGAGCAUCCAUGUCCGGGCCAGAUGCACCUGAGAUAAUGCAGGGCAUUGCUAUCGCACUCAAGUGUGGAGCAACUAAAGCACAAUUCGACAGCACGGUGGGCAUACACCCUUCGGCUGCAGAAGAAUUUGUGACUAUGCGGUCAGUAUCAAGGCGUAUUGCUGCUGGGAAACCAAAGACAAAUCUUUAAAAACAAAAAUGAUCAGAAGCAUUUACAUGGAAGAGGCACUCUUGCUCAUAGGUGAUGUGUUUCAUAUUAGAGCUAUACGGACAGGGAAAUAGAAGGAAGGGUUUUCGUUAAAGAUUUUGCAGAAUAAAAGAUUCUCCUGCUCCUAGGAAUUGCAGACUGAAACACAAAAAUAUUGUUAUUUCUUAAAUUUAUUUAUGAAUAUGAUAAGAUGAGAUGCAAAAACUUUUUACUCUUUCCUAUGUGGUGCAGUGUUCCUUGAACCACGUCCCUUACCUUUUUGAAGGUUGGUGUUUGUUACCUGCAAAUUUUAAUUAUAUAGUAGAUAAAGGCAAUUUUAUUUUUUAA
Molecule: messenger RNA, 2154 nt
Organism: Cornus florida
Lineage: Eukaryota; Viridiplantae; Streptophyta; Magnoliopsida; Cornales; Cornaceae
Product: glutathione reductase, chloroplastic
Exons: 17
Coding region: 322-1809 (495 amino acids)
Biological process (GO): glutathione metabolic process; cellular response to oxidative stress; cell redox homeostasis
Cellular component (GO): mitochondrion; cytosol
Molecular function (GO): NADP binding; flavin adenine dinucleotide binding; glutathione-disulfide reductase (NADPH) activity
Source: RefSeq, a predicted model, not a curated record